This is a messenger RNA of Prunus avium (sweet cherry), 379 nucleotides long. The record is from RefSeq and is a predicted model, not a curated record. NCBI's taxonomy places the organism in Eukaryota, Viridiplantae, Streptophyta, Magnoliopsida, Rosales, Rosaceae.
UAACGGGAUCCUGCACGCUUUUUUCUUUGCUAGUCCUUUUGAAGAAAGAAAGAAGCACCCAAAUCCGUGCACUAAGAUCAAGGAAAAGCCAUGGCGACAUUGGAUUCAGACGUGCCUAUGGUUCCGGUAGGCGAGGCUUCAAGCAGUGCAGGUUCAUCGACCAAGAAGCCCAAGCGAUUUGAGAUCAAGAAGUGGAAUGCUGUUGCUCUCUGGGCCUGGGAUAUUGUUGUUGAUAACUGUGCCAUUUGCAGGAACCAUAUCAUGGAUCUCUGCAUUGAGUGCCAAGCAAACCAGGCAAGCGCCACUAGCGAGGAGUGUACAGUUGCUUGGGGUAUGCUUCAGCUUUCAGUUUAUGCAUAAACUAAUAUUUAAGUUUUUG